This is a messenger RNA of Penicillium daleae, 258 nucleotides long. RefSeq lists its product as uncharacterized. The transcript has 2 exons. Bases 1 to 258 code for a protein of 85 amino acids. The record is from RefSeq and is a predicted model, not a curated record. Lineage: Eukaryota; Fungi; Ascomycota; Eurotiomycetes; Eurotiales; Aspergillaceae.
AUGGCCUUGGUUCGGGACCCAUAUUUCUGGAAACGCUUCUCCACAGCGGUCCACAUGGAAGAAGAGGCCAAGAGCGAUCUCGAAUCGACCACACCCGUCAAAGAACCAGAUUCAUGGCUCGAACGCGAACGCCGCAAGCGCAAGCGCUCGCUAAUCUGGGGGUUCGUCAUCUUCUUCGGGGUCAUUCUACUGGUAACCGGCGGCGUGAUUGUCUGGUGGCUGGCCAAGCACAAUUGGUUGCAAAAGGUCGAACCUUAA